AUGUUGGUCGUGAUUGUUCUAGGAUUUUUGCUAUAGGGACGCAUGUUGCUUGGCCUACACGUUGGGUAGUGAUGAAAAAUGAGAAGCCUCAAAGGAAGAAAAGUAUUGCAAAAAGAAGUAAUCCUGUCUUGCCAUCAAAUGUGCCACGGUCAUUACAUUUAUUGUACUGUUACUCUAUGCGUGUUUUGGACAGCCCUGAAAAAACUAUAUCAAUUAUUUUUUAUCAUGAUUUCUUUGACCAUGAGUACGAACUGCUAGUGAACAUUGAAGAUAUCACACCUUUUUAUGAGUUGGAGUCAAUAUCUGCUAAUUGUCUGGUUGCUUACAUGUGGUUUCUCUUCAAAAAGAUGAAAAAAGAAAACAAGGUUGAUAAGUUCAGAUUUGUGGAUCCACAAACACUUCCAGUACAUGUGGUAAGUUUUCGCAUCACUCAUUUAAUCUAUGUGCCUGUUAGUGAUUGCUUGAGAAUAAUGAAAUGAAGAGCUUGUAAAGACAUUUUGUGUAUGAUCCAUAGUAUAUUGAUAUACAAAACAUCUAUAUACUGCAGUUUGAUUUCUUAAUAGUUUGCUCUAUAUACUUUUGCUUGGAUGAGCAGUGCAAAUUACCCGUGAAUUGCAUGUGCAUUGCAGCUAAAUUUGUUAGAUUUUCUUUUUGUAUUGAUGAAAUGGAAUGAAAAAUCUAUUUUUCCAGCUAGAAUGUAGUGAAUGUUAUAGCUCUUAAUCUACGCUUAUUUGAUUGACACUUUGGUUCUUUUAAGUGUCCUAUGUAAUAAUUAAAGCUGUGCGUAUGUGAUUUCUAUUUUGAGGAAUUUGUGGAAUUGUUUUAGCUCUACAAACAAUUCACCCUACCAUAACUCAUCAUGAUGAUCCAAUUCUUUUUGUUCAAGUUUUAAUUGGAAGAUUUUGAACCCAUGUUUUUUACUUUCACUUAUGCGGCUUUUGUCAUGGGUCUGUUUAUUGCAGAUCAAUUUGCAGCUCCUAGCAACUUGUUACUUGCAAAAUGGAAAAGUAUAUUGUGCAUACCAAAUUCU
Messenger RNA from Zingiber officinale, 1030 nucleotides. RefSeq lists its product as uncharacterized. NCBI's taxonomy places the organism in Eukaryota, Viridiplantae, Streptophyta, Magnoliopsida, Zingiberales, Zingiberaceae. The record is from RefSeq and is a predicted model, not a curated record. Bases 72 to 479 code for a protein of 135 amino acids. The transcript is spliced from 3 exons.